Messenger RNA from Anarrhichthys ocellatus (wolf-eel), 3619 nucleotides. Its product is annotated as Krueppel-like factor 15. The coding region runs from base 308 to 1585 and encodes 425 amino acids. The record is from RefSeq and is a predicted model, not a curated record. The transcript has 3 exons. Lineage: Eukaryota; Metazoa; Chordata; Actinopteri; Perciformes; Anarhichadidae. Gene Ontology annotation, molecular function: DNA-binding transcription factor activity, RNA polymerase II-specific; RNA polymerase II cis-regulatory region sequence-specific DNA binding. Gene Ontology annotation, biological process: regulation of transcription by RNA polymerase II.
AAUGGGAGUCGCGGAGCGGGACCCGUGCCUCCGAGUUGUGCAGCAAUGCCGUCAUGUGACGCUGGGAAAAAGAGGAAUGCCAACAUGGACCCGUGGCAAGGACGGGAUGUGAGCGUGCUACGACAAUAACACGACGGAGGGAGGAAAAAAAAGAAAACAGCAACUAUAUGCAUACAUAAAGAGCCUGUCGACGGCGCUGCUUUUUCCUCCGACCGAGCCUCUUCCGAACUACACACGGUUCUUUGUGAUCUCCUACCUCUGGAUAGUGUUUCCUCAACAUCCUCUCCUCCGCAUUCGGCCCGGAUCAAUGGUGUCUCUCAGCAGCAGACCGCUGAGCUUGGAGAAUGACCUGUUCAGGGACAGCAGCAGCAGUAGCAGCAGCCUGUUCUCCCUCGGCCUGGGAGACGGAGCCCGCAGCGAGGGGGGCAGCUCGGCCUCCUGCGACAGCCCCGAGGCCGUGGACCUGGGGGCUUUGCGCGGCUUCGGCCCCGGAGAGGAGGAGGAAGACGAGGAGGAGGACGAAGACGACGACGAUGGGGCGAGUCUGCAUAUUUUCCUAAGGGCGGAGGGAGAAGAGGAGCCGCCGAGCCAGGAGCCGAAGCUUCCGCACUUCCCUUUCCAACCCACUUCCCCGUUCUCCCCAACCCUGGAGGACAUAGAGGAGUUCUUGAGGGAAAAGAUGGAACUGGUCAAAGAGGGGCUACUGGUCCCAAAAGAGGAGGCCUCCCCUCUACCAUGCAGUGGCUCCCUGUCCUCCACUGCGCCCCCAGCUGCUUCCUCAGACACUUGUAGUGACCCAGGGACUAGUCUAGCCUCUCAUUGCACUUCAAACCCCCCUCAGAACGAACAAAAGAGCCCCAGCCCCGCUGACCUUUCCCCCUUUGCCCGCGCUAACUCCUCGUCUUCCACCUUAACCCCGCCAAUGCUCCUGGGCGGUCCGCUGGUCCUCCAGCUCCAGCACCUACCUGUGGCCCAGCCGCCGACCCCGGUGGGUUCCCCGCCCGGGGCCCAAAGUGGCAUUUGGCUCACUCAUCUGAUCAUGGGGCUCCAGGGUGCAACCGGACAAAACCUCACCCUGCUGGCCCCGCAGGUGCCCUCCGCCCACGCCGCCUUGUUGUCAAUACACAGCGGAGAUGGCAAGUUGGCUGACCAGAAGUACGUGAAGAUCGCCCCGCUACCCAUCACUAUGAGGACUCUAGAGAUCACGGGCGUGACUGGGAUCGGGGGCCAGGGCAACGGCCUGUUGAAGGCCGUGGCCCCCCGGGUGACCAGACUAGCGCCUACGGAGAGGGUCCACAAGUGCUCCCACCCAGGCUGCGGGAAGAUGUACACCAAGAGCAGCCACCUGAAAGCUCACUUCCGCCGGCACACGGGCGAGAAACCCUACACGUGUAGCUGGCCCGAGUGCGGCUGGAGGUUCUCCCGAUCCGACGAGCUGUCCCGCCACCGGCGCUCCCACUCCGGCGUCAAGCCCUACGAGUGCUCCCUGUGCGAGAAGAAGUUCGCCCGCAGCGACCACUUAUCCAAACACACGAAGGUCCACCGCAGCUCCAGGCCCAGCAGGAUUAUCAGAGCCACUGUGUGAGACGCCUUCAGCCACGUUCGUCCUGCACACCACACCCGUCCUGGCUUUGACUAGAGGGGGGGGGGGUGUCUUCCUCAGGACUUUUGGUGCUUUCACGAGCAGAACUUUCAGAACAAUGGCGAAAGGCUGGCGGCCGUUUCUCCACACACGUUUCUCUCCUCCCCGCUGUUUGUCUUUGUCUGGUCCUUUCUGAGCAGCAGCUCGUGGCAUGCUGAGCAGCCACCUCAGGAAAAAGUCAGCUGGAAGUGGAUUUCCUUACAGUCUUACAGAGGCCCAUCUUGCAACCACUGCUUGCACUACUGUUACCAAGCUACCAGGUGCUGUAGGCGUAGGGUGGCAACCAGCAACAGGAGCGACUGUAAUUCUAUAACCCCCCCUUUCUACUUUUGUGAUUGCCCUUCUUCCUAAAGUCAAACUUCAGGGUCCACACGGAGAGAGCUCCCCAGCGUUUUUUUGUACGUUAUGAAAGUAAAAAAAACAAAAAAAAAAUCACAUUUAUUGAAUGAGUUGUAAUCGUAUGGACGCGUUCACGUGACAGCCAAUCGCUGUAAGUAUGAAAUUGUGAUUAAAGCAGCAAAGCAGCACCUUUCGUUCACUCUGAACGAAAGGUGUGUGACUCUCAAUGUUUCGGAGCAAACGCCGAGGCGUUGUUUUCUGUCGGACUAGAAUUGUGGGUCUCCUCACAGUUUGGCCAAGCUGGGGGGGGGGGGGACCUCCGAUGUUAUUAUGCACCUGACCCAGGCCUUCGUUGCAUUCGUCCAGUCGUAAUCCACCGUUUUUUGACCCGUAUGCCUUUUUUCACAGCCCCAGUACGCACUAAUCUCUAUUGAUGCCUUUGUCCGUAUCACGAAACCAACCUCACUUGAUCCUACUGUUAUCAUAUGACUGCUCUUAUUUAACUGUGAUUCCUGAACCGGGUGCCGCCAAACCAGAAAACCCUGUUCUGGCCCUCUCGAGAGCAUGAAAACAACGCCCAGGCUGCGUGACCGUUUAUAAGCUCUUUGUUGUCUGAAAUUCUCUCUGAAUCAUUGUGCAGCCGACUUACGUUGCCUAGAAAGGUUCUCGGCCCAUACACUACACUUUGGGUCGACGGUGCAGAAGUGAUGUGAAAACACUGCUCUUACUAAUUUACAGUAGCAGUUACUGUAAAACGUGUGUCUCUGUCGGAUACAGCAGCAAGAAAAGCUAAUAGUUUUAAACAGCUGGGAAGCCAGCUAACAUCUACUCAAUCAUGUGAAUUAGCAUAGUCAUCAUGUUAUAAUGUGUACUGGACAUAAAGGACGAAGAUAACACGUACAGCUUCUAGCUUUUAUAGAGAUGUUUUUUUUUAUCGGUGAGGAUUUUUCAAUCAGUGCAUUAAGCUAUUCAGUCGUGUUGCCGGAGAGGUUUUUUGAUUGUAGCGUGAUCAUUCUGUGGAACGUCAGACUGAUUACGGUCAUCUACCCAUUCACAAACCAUUAAGAUGAGUCCGCUGGUCUCAAGUGCACUUGCGUUAGUGGAAGGUGAGAAACAAGUCAUUGUGCUCUCAUGGCAGUUCCAUAUCACGUUUUGGAACCGUAAAAUGCCAAAAAAAAGAAAUGUUCUAAGGAAGGUUAGUCAGUCACUAUUAUGAUUUUAACCUGAUUGCUAACCUACCAGCGCUUCACCCGAAGAGGCUGCGUAGCCGACGCGUUCACAUAACCAGGUUGUCUCCAGCAGACACGUGCUUCUACAAAACCGUUUAGGCCACCGGCAACUUUUAACUUAGCUCGAGCAACAUUGGUGCUUUUUAGUUGUUGUUGAUUGAACCCAAAAGUAGAGCACUUCUGCAUGUAGCACACGGCCACCACCCUCAUAUCUCUGUCUCUUAGCAAUAUGGAUACGUUAGGUUUCACUUUUUUUUAAAUAAUACAACAACCACGCUUAGCGAUGUAGAAACCUGUUCAAAGCAGACAGACGGGCAGACGUGUUGAUCCGUCUGAACCGGUGCUGUCUUUGUGUCUGAGCCUCCCCGGGCUGCUUCUACUGACCUACAUCCAGACCUGUAUUCCCUAA